This is a messenger RNA of Anoplopoma fimbria (sablefish), 2418 nucleotides long. Its product is annotated as cadherin-7-like. Gene Ontology annotation, cellular component: plasma membrane; catenin complex; adherens junction. Gene Ontology annotation, molecular function: cadherin binding; calcium ion binding. The coding region runs from base 1 to 2418 and encodes 805 amino acids. Gene Ontology annotation, biological process: homophilic cell-cell adhesion; adherens junction organization; cell morphogenesis. The record is from RefSeq and is a predicted model, not a curated record. NCBI's taxonomy places the organism in Eukaryota, Metazoa, Chordata, Actinopteri, Perciformes, Anoplopomatidae. The transcript is spliced from 11 exons.
AUGCUCAGUGUGUUAGUGCUGUCACUAUGGGAGGAGCCAGGCUGUGAGGCGAUGACCCUGAACUCCGUCCUCCUUCGUCAGGUGUCAGGAAGAGGAUGUGAUAUAGGACAAAGACGAGGAAAAGGAGCAGCAGGAGGUGUCCACUGCUACCAGAGGAGGAGGAGGAGCUGGGUGUGGAACCAGUUCUUCGUCCUGGAGGAGUACACCGGAGAUGAGCCGCUGUAUGUUGGGAAGAUCCACUCCGACAUGGAUAAAGGUGACGGCCAGGUGAGGUACGUCCUGAAUGGUGAAGGAGCGAUGUCAAUCUUCACCAUCGAUGAGAACACAGGAGACAUUCAUGCCACCAAGAGGCUGGACCGGGAACAGCAGGCAUACUACACCCUGAGAGCGCAAGCUCGAGACCAAAAUACCAACCUGCCUGUCGAACCUGAGUCCCAGUUUGUCAUCAAAGUCCAGGACAUCAAUGACAAUGAGCCCAGGUUCUUGGACGGACCAUACACCGCCAGAGUGGCUGAGAGGUCUCCAGUAGGUACGUCGGUGGUGACGGUGAUGGCAACAGAUGCUGAUGAUCCCACUUAUGGAAACUCUGCCAGACUGGUUUACAGCAUCCAGCAGGGUCAGCCAUACUUCUCUGUGGAGCCAAAGACCGGUGUAGUGCGGACGGCUCUACCUGACAUGGACCGGGAGAUGCGGGACCGUUACCUGCUGGUCAUCCAGGCCAAAGACAUGAAAGGUCAGAUGGGCGGUCUGUCAGGAACCACUUCGGUCACGGUGAUGCUGACCGACGUCAACGACAACCCGCCUCGCUUCCCCCGCAAGAGCUACCAGUUCAGGGUUCCAGAGUCGGUUCUGGUUUCAACAGUGGUCGCAAAGAUCAAAGCUCUGGAUCUGGAUGUUGGUCCAAAUGCUGAGAUGGACUACAGGAUCCUGGAUGGAGAUGGACUGGGAACGUUCAGGAUCAUCUCUGAUCCAAACACACAAGAAGGACUGGUCACACUGCACAAGACUCUGGAUUUUGAAACCAAGUCAAGCUUCACGCUGUGCAUCGAGGCGUCCAAUCGUUACGUGGACACUCGUUUCCUGUCCAUGAGUCCGUUCAGUGACGUGGUGACAAUCCGACUGCUUGUUGAGAAUAUGGACGAGCCUCCAGUCUUCUCUUCUGUCGGUUCGAUGCUGAUCUCAGAGGCAGCUGCAGUGGGAACUGAUGUGGGAUCAGUUUCAGCUCACGACCCCGACACCACAAGCAGCCCUGUCACGUACUCUAUAGACAGGAAGUCAGAUGUGGACCGUUACUUUAAUAUUGACAGAAGUUCAGGUGUCAUCACAACAGCCAGACCUCUGGACAGAGAGAUCAUCGCUGUGCACAACAUCACCAUCCACGCCACAGAGAGCUUGGAUCAGUCUCAGGUGGGGAAAACUACGGUUCUAGUCUCUGUGACAGACGUUAAUGACAACGCUCCAAGCUUCGCCGUCGAGUAUGAAACAUUCGUCUGUGAGAAUGCCGAACCUGGGCAGAUCAUUGAGACCCUGAGCGCUGUGGAUCGUGAUGAACCAGAGAACGGACAUCACUUCCUGUUCUCUCUGACCACCAAGACUGCUGGGAACCUCAAAUUCACCCUGAGAGACAAUAAAGACAACACGGCGUCCGUUCUUACUCAGUCUGGUUUCCUGCAGCGAGAUCAGCCGGUCCACUUCCUGCCCGUCGUGAUUUCAGACAGCGGCCGUCCGUCUCUGAGCGGAACCAACACGCUGUCCAUCACCGUCUGCGACUGCGACGCUGACGGAAACCGACGCUCCUGCAGCCAAAAGACUUCACCGCUACUGAUCGGACUCAGUGCUGCUGCCGCCACCACCCUCACCUGUGUCCUCUCACUGCUGGGUGUUGUCAUGGUGACGGUUGCCCUGAGACACAGGAGGAGGGAGCCCAUGAUGGACGAUGAGCGAGACAUUCGUGAGAACAUCGUUCGUUAUGAUGAUGAAGGAGGAGGUGAGGAGGACACCAAGGCCUUCGACAUGUUCGCUCUGAGACACCUUAACGAAACAAAACAAACGUGCCAAGACCCUGGCAUCCACCCGCCGGGACUUCUCACCAAAACACUGGAGUAUGAGAUGGAUAAGAACCGGCUGUUCCAGGACUUCAUCAGGGACAGACUGCAGAAGGCAGACCUUGACCUGACGGCGCCCCCCUACGAUUCUCUGCAGACCUAUGCCUUCGAGGGCAGCGGGUCGGCCUCCGAGGUACUCAGCCCAUUAAACUCGUUAAACUUGUUUAACUCAUGGAGCUCAUUAGAUUCGUUAGAUUCCUUAGAUUCAUUAGAGUCCGAGCAGAACUACGACUUCUUGAAAGAGUGGGGGCCGAGGUUCAGGAAGCUAGCAGACCUUUAUGUACACAAUGAGGAAGGCGAGUUUGCCUCAUAG